AAAGGUUCAUGAUUCUCGUGUUUUUAAGAAUUCCCCUCUCUAGGAUGCCUGCUGCACACGAACGUUUCUUCCCAUGGGAUUAAGCAAAGUUAUGACCAACGUUGUGGUGCCACUCGCCAUUCUUGGUGAUUCAGCCUAUGGACUCACUAACUGGUUAAUGAGGCCUUUUACUGACCGGGGAAACCUUAACAAUGAGGAGGUGGCGUUUAAUACAGCACACAGCAAAACAAGGGUGGUUGUGGAAAAUGCGUUUGGAAGACUGAAGGGACGGUUUAGAUCCCUAGGAAGAAGGCUUGAUCAGUCUGUUGAAAGUGCAACCACAACAGUCACAGCUUGUUGUGUUCUUCAUAACUAUGGUGAGGUUAUGAAAGAAGAAUUUGAUGAAGAAUGGCUAGAGGGGGUGCAAUUACACCUGAACAUCCAACCAUGUGACAGAGAAGAAAAACAAGACAGGGAGGCAAUCGAUAUAAGCAAUCCCCUCAAGAAUUUUAUUUCAUAGACCAGUUUUGUCUCCUAUAAAGCAUUCCUAUAAAGCAUGCAUUACUAGUCUAAUGUUUCUUUUUUGUUUGCACUGUUUCUACUAAAUGUAAGGAUUCCACAAAAUGCAACUACUUCAGUGGUUUAUGGAAAUUGAACUGGGCAAAUUUUUGGCAUAAUUGUUCUUCACUAAAAAGCAGAUG
Molecule: messenger RNA, 680 nt
Organism: Stylophora pistillata
Lineage: Eukaryota; Metazoa; Cnidaria; Anthozoa; Scleractinia; Pocilloporidae
Source: RefSeq, a predicted model, not a curated record